This is a messenger RNA of Dioscorea cayenensis subsp. rotundata (Guinea yam), 654 nucleotides long. Its product is annotated as membrane protein PM19L-like. NCBI's taxonomy places the organism in Eukaryota, Viridiplantae, Streptophyta, Magnoliopsida, Dioscoreales, Dioscoreaceae. The record is from RefSeq and is a predicted model, not a curated record. The coding region runs from base 1 to 654 and encodes 217 amino acids. The transcript is spliced from 4 exons.
AUGGCAACACAAGACAUAUUGGAAGAUGAUGAUGAUGAGAUGAUGAAAUGCAUAUGCCCUUUUACUAGUUUUGUUCAAGUAAAUGGUGGUUCUACUUCCAUUAAUGAAGAUUGGAAUGAGGAUGAAAACUGGGCUAGAUUGUGGAAUUUAGACAUGGUGACACCACUCUUGUUCUUGAACCUUGUGAUGUAUAUAAUUGUCUUGGGUUUUGCUAGUUGGUGCUUGAACCACUUCAUCAAUGGACAAUCUCACUAUCCUGGGGUGGCCGGAAAUGGAGCAACAUUCUACUUCCUAGUCUUCGCAAUCCUCGCCGGAGUUAUCGGUGUGGUUUCAAAGCUCGCCAGUGCUUCUCAUAUUAGGGUUUGGAGGAAUGACAGCCUUGCUGCAGCUUCUUCUUCUUCUCUCAUUGCAUGGGCCAUCACUGCCCUUGCUUUUGGGUUGGCAUGCAAGGAGAUACAUUUGGGAGGAUAUAGAGGAUGGAGACUUAGGGUUUUGGAGGCUUUCAUUAUAAUAUUAACUUUGACUCAGUUGAUUUACGUGGUGUUAUUGCAUGCAGGCAUGUUUAGUGGCAAAUAUGGACCUGGUUACACUGAUCCAGAUUAUGGUCAUGAACAAGUUCCAAAGGGCAGUACUGGUGUUGCCACCAGAGCUUAA